GCCUUGAUAGAAAAGGAAACAACAGAAACUUGAAGUUUAAGCAUUUUUCAAAUUGAGUGCAUCUCACUUGAAGCACCACCGCGUUUGUACAGCAAACAUCAGAUAACGGUGGUCAAGAACAAAAGGCUUUGAUGUGCGACUCGUGUCUUUCCUCUUUUAUCCGUUUGUGCAAAAUGUGCUUUUUUUUAGGCAAUAAAAGUACAUUUUAUAGAAAUAACAUGCACAUAAAUUAAACGUUGAACAGUCGUUGUAGCUUUAAAGUUUGAACGUUUGACCAAACUUGCAUAGGAUGAGGAAGUGCUGCCUUACACGAACCACUGUGUGCUUUUUGCUGAUGAGGAAGUGAAACCCCCACUAAGGACAGAGAGAGAUAGACACUUGUAGUCAUUGGGGCGGCUGCUGCUGCUGCUGAAGCUCUUCAGUUUGUUUCAACUCCUCUCAGGACGGAGGAGCAGGACAGAUGGGUUUUGGGGAGGACCUGUGGUGUCCACAGGCACACACAGCCGUCAUGGGCCUGCUGGACUCUGAGCUCCACCUGAUGGAGGUCAUGAAAAGGUGGAUGGGUCAGCGAGCCAAGAGCGAGCGGGAGUUUUCAGUGCAGCUUCACAGCAUGACUGCUUUGGUGGAGAAGAUGGACCGACCUCAGAACAUUGCUGGACAAGAUUACAUCAGUCAGCUCAACAAGUCCUGGGAAGUCCUGGUCUCCCAAACCGAGUCUCUCAGUCAGCUGAUGAAGAUGCGCUCUGAGGAUCUGCUGGACGGUCCCAUCAGCAAACUGACUCUGCUCAUCAGAGACAAGCAGCAGCUCCGCAAAAACUACGCCGAACAGUGGACACUUCUGAGGCAGGAGCUCAACAAGGUGACCAACACAGAGCUGGAGAGGCAGAAGAGCAGUUACAGGCAGGCGGUGAAAGAUGCAGCUCAGGCGAAGAGGAAGUAUCAGGAUGCCAGCAAAGACAAAGAUCGAGACAGGAACAGAGAGCGGUACAUUAAGGCUUCAGUCAAGCUGCACGAGCUCCAUAACGAGUACGUGUUGUCGGUGCGAGCCGCUCAGGUUUACCAUCAGCACCACUACAGUCAGAUCCAGCCGGCCCUGCUCAGCGCGCUCCAGACUCUGCAGCAGGAGAUGGUGCUCAUACUGAAGGAGAUCCUGCAGGAGUACUUUGACAUCUCCACCCUCCUCCAUCAUGAUGUGGUGCGCAUCCACAGAGAGAUGUCCAACGUCCUGACAGUCAUCAACCCCAACAAAGAGUAUGAGAGCUUCGUCCAUCAGAACAGGUCUGUGGGGGAGAUUCCUGCUUGUGCAGAUUUUGACUGCAGCCUUCUGGAGGAUGCGGAGAAUCUGAAGCCCAGAGAAAUCGAGCUGAACAAUCUCACAUAUGAGAUGAUCCAACACAAGCUGACGGUGAUAGAAGAGGAACUGCUGGAGCUGGCAAAGACUCUGGGCUCCCAGCAAAGCGCAGUCGAACAGCUGGAGUUGGAGCUGGAAGAGGAGCAGGGGGGAGUCAAAAAAGGGCAGAGGGUCUACCAGUUCAGCAAACGACAUGCGAUGGAGGAGUGCAGGCAGCAGGUUGUUCUGUCUCAGGGAAUCAGAGCCAAGCUGGAGGUUCAGCGGAUUCUUCUGAAGGAGAAACUGGACCAGCUGGGCUCCAGAGAACCUCCCAGUGCUCUGGACAUCGACUCUGUUUCCCUGACGUCCACCACAAGCAAUGAAAACAAUCUCCCUCCUGGUAAAUUCCUCGUGGAUGGGAUCCUCAAUAACCUGAGCAGCUUUUUCAGACGUGAGGUUCCUCUGACCAAUCCCAAGCAGGACAUAAACCGGCCUUUGGACGAGCAGGACUGGUACCACGGAGCCAUUCCCAGACUGGAAGUCCAGGAGCUGCUGAAACACGAUGGAGACUUCUUAGUGCGGAAGAGUCAAGAGAAACAAGGUUACGUCCUGUCUGUGCAGUGGGAUGGAUCCUGCAAACAUUUCCUCAUUCAGGACACGGAUAAUUUCUAUCGUCUGGACGGUGAAGGUUUCCCCAGCAUCCCACUGCUGAUCCAUCACCUGCUGUCAUCACAGCAACACAUCACUAAGAGGUCGAAUGUUGUCUUGAAGAAACCCAUAUUGAAAGAUAAAUGGAAUCUGGAGCAUGAUGACGUCGCUUUGGGACCUCUGAUUGGACGGGGUAACUUUGGAGAGGUGUACAGAGGUCGGCUGAUCUCUGAAAACACUUCUGUGGCUGUGAAAACCUGCAGGGAGAAUUUGGCUCCAGAGCACAAGAGCAAGUUCCUGAUGGAAGCCAGGAUCUUGAAGCAGUACGACCAUCCUAACAUCGUGAAGCUGAUCGGAGUUUGUACCCAGAAGCAGCCCAUCUACAUCAUCAUGGAGCUCAUUCAAGGUGGGGAUUUUCUCACAUUCUUGCGGAACGAAGGCCACAGUCUGACGACAAAGUUGCUGGUCAAAAUGACCGAAAACGUGGCAGCGGGCAUGGAGUAUCUGGAGAGCAAGAAAUGCAUCCACAGGGACCUCGCAGCGAGGAACUGUCUGGUUGCAGAAAACAACGUGGUGAAGAUCAGUGACUUUGGGAUGUCCCGUCAGCGGGAUGAUGGCGUGUAUUCGACGGAGGGUGGCCUCAGACAGAUCCCUGUCAAAUGGACUGCUCCUGAGGCCCUGAACUAUGGUCGCUAUACCACCGAGAGUGAUGUCUGGAGUUUUGGGAUUUUACUCUGGGAGACGUUUUCUUUGGGAAUGACGCCCUACACGAGCAUGUCCAACCAACAGACAAGAGAGGAGGUGGAUAAAGGGUACCGGAUGUCUGCUCCACAAAACUGCCCCGUGGAGAUUUCCAGGAUGAUGAGCAGCUGCUGGCAGUAUGAUCCCAAAAACAGACCAGGUUUCAAGAAACUCCGUUCUGAGCUUAGUGUCAUAUACAAAAAGAUUACGUGAUAAAAACUUAAGUUUGAUCCUUUUUCUAUUUACAUAACAGUUCAGUAGUUUAAAUAAAGACACUUUUUAUGCCAUAUUUAAUGGUUUCGUCUCCUUAUGUUGUGGAUGAAAAAUGGUUUUGCUUGACUACAUUCUGACUUUUCAAUAGAAAGCAUAAUUUAGAAAGUAAAUGACCGCCUCCUGACGAUGCAUCACUCAACAGUAAUGAAGUUCAACCAGUUUUUAACUGAUUGCAAAUAUAUUUGAUGCAGCUUACAUAAAGCAGCUCUUUCUUUGCUGUGGAUGUAGAUCUGCAUCUUUUCCAACACAGUGACGGAAAAAAAACAACAUUUUUUUCAAUUAGGAAAGCAGCUAAAACAUCAGAAAAUAUGUUUAACAUCCUGACUUAAAGCACUGCUAAUUCUAUUAAUUUUUUAGGUUUUUAAUUUAAUUUAAUUUUGUCUACUUUGUACAAUUAAUUUUAAGAGAAGAUUUGCCAAAUAAAGGCCCUCUGUAUCUGCUAUAGUGUAGUCACAGACCUGUUGUCUUGUCAACAUAAUGCUCUUUUUUUUUACAUUUUGCAUCCUCCUGGAAUAUCCUCUGCUGUCACUGUCCUAGAGAAUUGCUAUAAAUAGCAUGACAUGAUCUAAGUCAGAAUAAUAAA
This is a messenger RNA of Oryzias melastigma (Indian medaka), 3575 nucleotides long. It is a transcript of the gene fes, whose product is annotated as FES proto-oncogene, tyrosine kinase. The record is from RefSeq and is a predicted model, not a curated record. The transcript is spliced from 18 exons. The coding region runs from base 461 to 2932 and encodes 823 amino acids. Gene Ontology annotation, biological process: regulation of mast cell degranulation; cell adhesion; chemotaxis. Gene Ontology annotation, molecular function: ATP binding; non-membrane spanning protein tyrosine kinase activity. NCBI's taxonomy places the organism in Eukaryota, Metazoa, Chordata, Actinopteri, Beloniformes, Adrianichthyidae.